CUUCUCGCAGCGCUUCUGCUCACCAACAGCUAACGGUGGCUAGCAAGCUGUCAAGCUGUCAAGUGGAGAGGCUGGGACAGACGUUUCAGCUUCCCCCUGACUUGGCUUUAUAAAUCCCCACGAAAAGAAAACAACGCUAAAUAUACCUGCGAUUACCUGCUGAGAUAAUGUAACGCAUCAAGGUCGUAUCCAAAAGAGGAACCUCCGCACUUGCACCAUUUAUAUAUGCACUGGGGUCUUGUGUGACGAUUGCUCUUUGCUAGUUGGCUAACACUUACCCGAAGCUAAUAGCCCAGCAAAGCCCCACUUUCCUCGGUGUAAGUGACCCAUCCCGGUAACCUCACGCUUUUGUCACUGUUGCGGUCAACCACAAUUUUCGACAUUCGGUCUAAAGAAGGACAAAAUGGGGGCAUUUCUGGACAAACCAAAGAUGGAAAAGUACAAUUCCCAUGGUGAGGGUAACAGCCUGCAGUAUGGGCUGAGCAGUAUGCAGGGCUGGCGGGUAGAGAUGGAAGACGCACACACAGCAGUGAUUGGCCUGCCUCAUGGUCUUGACCUCUGGUCAUUCUUUGCUGUAUAUGAUGGCCAUGCUGGCUCUCAGGUGGCCAAGUACUGUUGUGAGCACCUGUUGGAAUACAUCACCAGCAACUCAGACUUCCAAAGUGCUCUGCAGGAGGAUCCAUCGAUGGAAAGUGUGAAAAACGGCAUCCGCACAGGUUUCCUUGAGAUCGAUGAUCACAUGCGAACCAUCUUGGAGAAGAAGCAUGGUGUGGACCGCAGUGGCUCCACAGCGGUGGGAGUGAUGGUUUCACCCAGCCAUGUCUACUUUAUUAACUGUGGGGAUUCACGGGGACUCCUGAGCAGGGGGGGAGCCGUGCAUUUCUUCACGCAGGAUCACAAACCCAACAACCCUCUGGAGAAGGAAAGGAUCCUGAAUGCUGGUGGCUCAGUCAUGAUCCAGCGAGUUAAUGGCUCCCUGGCCGUGUCGCGGGCCUUAGGAGAUUUCGACUACAAGUGUGUGCAUGGAAAAGGCCCCACAGAGCAACUAGUCUCUCCAGAGCCUGAAGUUUAUGCAAUAGAAAGAUGUGAAGCUGAAGAUGAAUUUAUUAUUCUAGCUUGUGAUGGCAUCUGGGAUGUCAUGGCCAAUGAAGAACUGUGUGACUUUGUCAGGUCAAGGCUAGAAGUCACAGAUGAUCUUGAAAGAGUCAGCAAUGAAAUUGUUGACACUUGCUUGUAUAAGGGAAGUCGGGACAAUAUGAGCGUUGUUUUAAUCUGUUUUCCUGGAGCGCCAAAGGUAUCCCCAGAAGCAGUUAAACGGGAGGCUGAGCUGGAUAAGUAUCUGGAAUCAAGAGUAGAAGACAUCCUCAAGAAGCAGGGGGAUGAAGGAGCACCAGAUUUGGUCCACGUCAUGAGGACGUUAGCAUCAGAAAGCAUCCCCAACCUUCCCCCUGGAGGAGAGCUUGCAAGCAAACGAAAUGUUAUUGAAGCGGUGUACAACAAACUCAACCCUUAUCGAAGCGAUGACACAGACUCAGCAUCCACAGAUGACAUGUGGUAACACAACCUCGUACCACUAACACAGCAUAGCGUUUACAAACCACCAUCCUCUCAAGACCCACAGCAGCUCAGCUCAGCAGUCUGUCUUGCCGUCACUCUGAGCUUUUGGUUUCUAAGAAGGGAAUUUCAUGGGAGGAGGAAGAAGAAGAGGAGUUGCAUGCACACCAACCUGGAGAUAGUGCAACGUCAGUCCACUCUGGAGUUCAGGAUCCCCCACCGUUUUGUUUGCCCUUUGUGUUUACCCAUCCUAAUACUUCCCUCUAAAGUCAAACAUAACGAGUGAGUUCAUAAGGCUUUCUUACUUCACUUUUUUGGGGUUAAAUAAUCAUCUUAUGUAUUUUUUUUCUUGCUGUAAUUAAUUUGAUUCACAUUUCCUUGUGUGUGUUUGUAUAUUUCUGUUGUUGUGAAGUGCAAUUGUCCUGUACAAACAGCCUGUAUUUAAUGCAGCUUGAUUUUAAGUUAAAAAUGAAAGAAAUGAAAAAUAACCUUUUAUGCACUAUCUGCCUUUUCCUGCUCUUCUGGAAGUCUAACCCAUUUCUUCUCCAUAGUGAUUAUUACUGCUUGUCCUCCAGGCACAAUGCCUCUCUGUGCUUUUACUUAUCCUUUCUCCUCAGUUAGUCUAUGCUCCUUUUUAAGAAACGGGUAAAUUGUAUAGUUGACAGAACAGUAAGCUCUCUAUAUCAAAAACAUUUAUCACCUAAUUAUUACGCCCCCUCCCUCUGUCUCCUUGUGCUUUUUUUUAUUCUGCACAUGUUAAAAUAACAGGUUUCUUAGUCAUUUUGAGUAUGUAAAGUGAAACAAAAUACUGUACCACUUUUUGCUUGACUAGACACCUGCAGAGUGUGCGUGGGCGCUUGUGUGUAUGUCCAUGCACGCGUACGUUUGUAUGAAGGUGGAUCACUCACAAUUUCCCAUGACCAGGCUGCAUUUUUUUAAGGGAAUUGCAAUGCAACACUUGCUGUCUCAUUCUUAUUCCGCAAGUGUCCAUCACAGAGUGUGUGCGCAUGCUCUGUUUGAACAAUUUGCAUUCAUUUUGCUGAGUUUUAGUGGGAUAACAAACUUUUCUUUUUCCAUAAUUCAUUAUUUAAGAAAGGGUUGAUAUUUUUUAAUUUUUCAACUCUGCUAAGCUUUAGGAAAACCUGCGCGUGUGUGUAAUGUCUUUUUUAUGUGACGUCCCACCUGUAUUGGGGGAAAUUUUUCUUUAUAUGGACUUUUUGGCAGGGCCACACAAAAAGAAAUGCAAGGAUGAGCUAUUUUUGCCCAAUUAUUGUGUGUUUGUGUGUCCCUCCCGCUCUCCAACAACACCUUUUUGUACAUUUUAAACAUGAUCUGCUAAUUUGACUAAUGUGAGCACUGACUAUUUUAGGAAGCGUCAGCGUAAGUGCGACCAUGGAGGAGAAACUGUUGGCUCAAAUACUUUAUAAACGCUGUCUUUAUUUUCUCUUUGUUUUAAACAGUUUUUGGGUGUCAGGGGGAAAUUCAUACCAAGAACAAAACAGCUGAUUGUAAUGAAUUGUCAUGGUUGUGUACACCAACCUUUUUGUGUGUGUUUAUUUUUAUGAGAUUUGAUGUGUGUCAACACAAGCCAGGCAGGACACAGAGUGCGGUUUGCUGCUAGCUCUUGAUUUUGUGUGUUUUUCCCCUCUUCGACUCUGCAAAGCCAACUAUAGUCACUGUCAGUAUCUGUAUUCACUCACAAGGCAGAUGCAUUUCUUUAAGAGAGAGGUUUUUUUUCCAGAUUCUGCUAUUUUUUUGUCUAAAAUUUCAUUGUUGGAAAUUAAUGUAUGUAUAUAUUUUUGACUUUAACAUUCAAGGAAUAAAUAUGUUGUUUGAGA
Messenger RNA from Nerophis lumbriciformis (worm pipefish), 3392 nucleotides. RefSeq names its product protein phosphatase, Mg2+/Mn2+ dependent, 1Aa (gene ppm1aa). Gene Ontology annotation, biological process: protein dephosphorylation. Lineage: Eukaryota; Metazoa; Chordata; Actinopteri; Syngnathiformes; Syngnathidae. Gene Ontology annotation, molecular function: magnesium ion binding; protein serine/threonine phosphatase activity; manganese ion binding. The record is from RefSeq and is a predicted model, not a curated record.